Messenger RNA from Sinocyclocheilus rhinocerous, 1381 nucleotides. The record is from the annotation of a RefSeq genome assembly. Lineage: Eukaryota; Metazoa; Chordata; Actinopteri; Cypriniformes; Cyprinidae.
AUGCUAAAAGUACUAAUCCCCACAAUCAUGUUAUUCCCAACAAUUUGAUUAGCCUCCCCUAAAUGACUAUGAACAACCACAACCGCACACAGCCUCCUAAUUGCCUCCAUUAGCCUAAUAUGAUUAAAAUGAACCUCAGAAGCCGGAUGAACCUCCUCUAAUAUAUAUCUAGCCACAGACCCAUUAUCAACCCCCCUUUUAGUGCUAACAUGCUGAUUACUUCCACUUAUAAUUCUAGCCAGCCAAAACCAUAUUAGCCCCGAGCCAAUUAGUCGACAACGCUCUUAUAUUACACUUCUCGCCUCACUACAAACCUUUCUAAUUAUAGCAUUCGGUGCCACAGAAAUCAUUAUAUUUUACAUUAUAUUUGAAGCUACACUUAUCCCAACCCUUAUCAUUAUUACCCGUUGAGGAAAUCAAACCGAACGACUUAAUGCAGGAACCUACUUCCUAUUCUACACUCUAGCAGGGUCACUCCCACUUCUAGUUGCCCUACUUCUUCUUCAACAAUCUACAGGUACACUAUCAAUAUUAGUACUCCAAUACUCACAACCUCUUCAACUCAACUCUUGAGGCCAUAUAAUUUGAUGAGCUGGCUGCCUGAUCGCAUUUUUAGUUAAAAUACCAUUAUACGGGGUUCACCUAUGGCUACCCAAAGCACAUGUAGAAGCCCCUGUAGCAGGAUCAAUAGUGCUAGCAGCAGUCCUACUAAAACUUGGCGGAUAUGGAAUGAUACGCAUAAUAGUAAUACUAGAUCCUCUAUCAAAAGAGCUAGCCUACCCAUUCAUUAUCCUAGCCCUCUGAGGUAUUAUUAUAACCGGAUUAAUUUGCCUUCGACAAACAGACCUAAAAUCACUAAUUGCCUACUCAUCUGUAAGCCACAUAGGACUAGUGACAGGGGGAAUCCUAAUUCAAACCCCAUGAGGAUUCUCAGGAGCAAUUAUUUUAAUAAUUGCCCACGGACUAGUAUCCUCAGCACUAUUUUGCUUAGCCAACACAGCCUAUGAGCGAACCCACAGCCGAACGAUAAUACUCGCCCGAGGGCUGCAAGUAAUUUUUCCACUAACCGCAGCAUGAUGAUUCACCGCCAAUCUAGCCAACUUAGCACUCCCCCCACUACCUAACCUAAUAGGAGAGCUCAUAAUUAUCACAACACUAUUCAGCUGAUCCCCAUGAACCAUCUUACUUACUGGCCUAGGAACAUUAAUCACAGCUGGUUAUUCUCUAUAUAUAUUUCUUAUAUCACAACGGGGCCCAACACCCAAACAUAUUAUAGGGCUUCAACCCUUCCACACCCGAGAACACCUGCUAAUAACCCUACACCUAAUCCCCGUCAUCCUACUAGUGACAAAACCAGAACUCAUGUGAGGAUGGUGUUACU